Saccostrea echinata is the source of this 1295-nucleotide messenger RNA. RefSeq names its product L-threonine 3-dehydrogenase-like. The record is from RefSeq and is a predicted model, not a curated record. The coding region runs from base 121 to 1185 and encodes 354 amino acids. Lineage: Eukaryota; Metazoa; Mollusca; Bivalvia; Ostreida; Ostreidae. Gene Ontology annotation, molecular function: zinc ion binding; oxidoreductase activity. The transcript is spliced from 5 exons.
ACUUGUAAACAUUUUUGACCUGAAUUAAGUAAGAUUUGGACACAUCGAUAGUCCACUUUAUCACAAGCUACAUUCCGCACAGAUACUGACGCAAACAUUAGUAGGCGAUAAUCCAGCAACAUGGCUGCUCCAACCACCAUGAAGGCGCUGAUCAAGACAAAGGAAGGCAAGUCGUUUGACUAUGUAGAUGUUCCUGUACCAGAGCCCAGCGGUGACGAAGUUCUUAUCAAAGUUGAUGCUGUGUCUGUGUGUGGUUCCGACAUUAACCUUUACUCCUGGAACCAAGUGGCCCAGGUCAUAGCUUCCAUUCCCUUUACUCCGGGUCACGAAUGCGCAGGGACCGUGGUGAAAUGUGGUCCUGAUGCCAAAGGCAUGAAGGUGGGGGCCAAGGUUGGGGUGGAAAACCACUACUACUGUGGGGAGUGUUAUCAGUGUCAGCAUGACACGAAAGCAAUAUGUAAGAACAUGGGGCAGUUUGGGCAUGGUAAGAAGACGCCUUACGGAGGGUGUUCCGAGUAUACCAUCGUACCCGCUAAAUAUCUGUAUCAAAUGAAAAGAAAUAUUGAUGCUGACGAGAUUGCAAUGUUAGAACCACUAGGUGUCGCUCAUAAUGCCACAGAGAGGCUUGAAGUGGCGGGAGAAGACGUGCUUAUCAUUGGAUGUGGACCUGUAGGUCUCCUUGUUCUCAUGGUCGCCAAAGCUGUAGGAGCAAAACGAGUAAUAUCAGCAGACAUUGAUCAAAAACGGCUAGAUAUGGCGAAGUCUUUAGGGGCAGAUGUGAUCACUAACACUCGCGAAAAGAACCUCAAAGAUUUUAUCAUGGAGUUUACAAAUGGUGAUGGAAUUGGGAGGAUCUGUGAGUGUAGUGGUGCUAGUACAAUGGUGAAUUCAACCUUCUCAAUGUUACGAAAAGGUGGACAAAUGACCUUCGUGGGACUUCCAAAGGAACCACUUCACGUGGAGAACGUAUUGCAAGAUGUUGUGUUUAAGGCACUGACUCUAAAAACCAUCCAUGGCCGUCAGAUUUAUCACACCUGGGAAGAAACGGAGAGAUUGGUUGCAGACGGCAAAAUUGACGUCAAAAAGGUCAUAACUAACAGGUUCCCGAUGUCAAAAUUCGAAGACGCCUUCAAAGCUCUGUUUGCGGGGAAGGACUGUAAGAUUAUACUGUAUCCCUCACAGUGAUCAGCAGCAAGGGAAUAUGUCCUGGAUCAGCGAGAAAUUGGAAUACAAAUAAACAGAUAUUUCGAAGACCAAUUCAAACAAUUACAAUUCUUUACUUACAGUGAUUUAAA